Messenger RNA from Ictidomys tridecemlineatus (thirteen-lined ground squirrel), 6320 nucleotides. RefSeq names its product family with sequence similarity 120 member B (gene Fam120b). Gene Ontology annotation, cellular component: nucleus. The record is from RefSeq and is a predicted model, not a curated record. Gene Ontology annotation, biological process: peroxisome proliferator activated receptor signaling pathway; fat cell differentiation. Lineage: Eukaryota; Metazoa; Chordata; Mammalia; Rodentia; Sciuridae.
GCCUUUCGUCCGGGCCGUCCCUGCCCCGCCCCGCCUCCACGGCCGGGCGGAAGCACUUGGGCGGAAACGGAAGUGAAGCAGAGGCGGCGGGGCGGAGGGUGGGGUGGGUGUGUUGCUGGCUGUUCUUCGCGUCUCUAGAUCCUUUUCCAGAGUCCAGUUAUGGGUGUGAGAGGUCUGCAGGGGUUUGUGGGAAGUACCUGCCCACAUAUAUGUACAGUAGUCAAUUUCAGAGAGCUGGCAGAACAUCACCGAAGCAGGUACCCUGGAUGUACUCCUACUGUUGUGGUGGAUGCCAUGUGUUGUCUCCGAUACUGGUAUACUCCAGAGUCUUGGGUCUGUGGUGGCCAAUGGCGAGAAUACUUUUCUGCUUUGCGAGAUUUUGUUGACUCCUUUGCAUCUGUUGGCAUCAAGUUGGUAUUCUUCUUUGAUGGUAUGGUGGAACAGGGUAAGAGAAAUGAGUGGGUGAAACGAAGACUUAAGAACAACAGGGAGAUCUCUAGGAUUUUCCAUUACAUCAGGUCACACAGGGAGCAACCCGGCAGAAACAUGUUCUUCAUCCCCUCGGGGUUGGCUAUAUUUACACGGUUCGCUCUGAAGACUCUGGGUCAGGAAACUUUGUGUUCGUUAAAGGAGGCAGACUAUGAGGUGGCUUCCUAUGGUCUCCAGUACAAUUGUCUUGGGAUUCUUGGGGAAGACACUGAUUACUUAAUUUAUGACACGUGCCCCUACUUUUCAAUUAGCGAGCUCUGCUUGGAGAGCCUCGAGACCAUCAUGCUCUGUCGAGAGAAGCUCUGCGAGAGUCUGGGCCUCCGUGUGGCAGACCUUCCCCUGCUAGCCUGCCUACUUGGCAAUGACAUAAUCCCAGAGGGCAUGUUUGAAAGCUUUCGUUUCAAGUGCUUAUCUUCCUACACUUCUGUAAAAGAGAACUUUGAUAAAAAAGGUAACAUUAUCUUAGCUGUGUCAGAUCACAUAUCCAAAGUUCUUCAUUUGCAUCAAGGGGAGAAAAAAUUAGAAGAGAUGUUGCCUUUGGGACCAAACAGGGCUCUUUUUUAUAAAGGAGUGGCAUCAUAUCUCUUGCCAGGACAGAGCUCACCAUGGUUCUUCCAAAAACCCAAAAGUUUAAUAAUGUUGGACAAGCAAGUAAUUUCCAUGAGUUCAGACCCUGAAUCCAAGCAAGAAGUUCCCAUAUGUACAGAGCCUGAAUCCAAGCAAGGAGUUCCCAUGUGUACAGAGCCUGAAUCCAAGCAAGGAGUUCCCAUGUGUACAGAGCCUGAAUCCAAGCAAGAAGUUCCCAUGUGUACAGUUCCUGAAUCCAAACAAGAAGUUCCCAUGUGUACAGUUCCUGAAUCCAAACAAGAAGUUCCCAUGUGUGUAGAGCCUGAACCCAAACAAGAAGUUCCCAUGUGUGCAGAGCCUGAAUCCAAACAAGUUCCCAUGAGUAAAGAGCCUGAAUCCAAACAAGAAGUUCCCACAUGUGCACACCCUGAAAUCAAGCAACAAUUACCUGUAGAAACAGACUCUGACUUUAAUCUAGAAGUACCCAUGUAUGCCCAUCCUAAAAUUAAAGAAGAUAACCCCAUGGAUAUGGAUUCUGAAAUAAAACAGCAAGUAACCUUGGUUUCAGACCCUGAAAUCCUAAAGGUCGCCAGGAUGCAUCACGUCCAGGCAGAAAGCUACCUGGUAUACAGCAUUGUCAGCAGUGGAGAGAUCGAGUGCAGCAACACCUUGGAAGAUGAGCUUGACCAGGCUUUGCCCAGCCAGGCCUUCGUUUACCGUCCCGUCCGACAGCGUGUUUAUACUCUUCUCCUGGGCAGCUGCAGAGAUGACAUCAGCGCCAGCCUGGCUGUGAAGGAGUGGUUCGUGUACCCUGGGAACCCGUUGCGGCACCCGGACCUCGUCAGGCCUCUGCCGAUGAUCAUUCCAGGGGGAACACCCAGUCUGAAAUCACUGUGGCUAAACCAAGAGCCAGCAGCGCAGGCCCGGCGUUUGGAUGCACUCCUAGCCUGUUUCAACCUCUCCUCUUCAAGAGACGAGCUGCUGGCUGUCGAAAGCCCAUUGAGAGCUCUGUGCUGCCUCUUGAUCUACCUCUUUGUCCAGGUGGACACACUCUGCCUGGAGGAUCUGCAUGCAUUUGUUGCCCAGGCCUUGUGCCUCCAGGGAAAAUCAACCGCACAGCUUGUGGACCUGCAGCUCGAGUACAUCAGCCCCAGAGCUGUGCAGCUGGGUUCCCUUCUUGUCCGCGGCCUCACCACGCUCGCCCUGGUCAAUAGUGCGUGUGGCUUCCCCUGGAAGACCAGUGAGUUCAUGCCCUGGAACUUGUUUGAUGGGAAGCUUUUCCAUCUGAAGUACCUACAGUCUGAAAAAGGAUAUUCUGUGGAGGCUCUUUUGGAACAAAAUAGGUCCUGGCUCACCAGAUUCCACAACCUGAAAGCAGUGGUCUGCAAGGCCUGCAUGAAGGAGAACCGACGCAUUGUGGGCAGAGGGCACUGGAGCUCACACCACACAGGGAGGUGGGGAAGGCAGGGCUCCAGCUCCCACAGGACAAGCUCUGCGUGUGGCCAUUCUGGGCAAGGACAGCCGUGGAGAGACCAGGGUCCAGGAAGCAGAACCCACGAUCAUGACCAGUGGAGGAGGUACUAGUGUCCCCACCUGCAUCCCCAGAAGUGCCGGGAGAAGCAGUCUACCACUGAGUCUUGCCAAGUGCCCGGCUUCCCAGGGCUCACAUGCUGCUGGAUUUGUCUCCUGAGUUCAAGACAAGUUCGCCUCCUGCAGUUCAGAUGAGGAGGACGCAGCACUGAACCCCACCCUGCCCAGCUGCACCUGCAAGGAAAGUGGCUGUGGGACCAGAGUUCACUUGAAAAGAGAAAAGACCCUUGCCAACGACUUCUCCCCAUGUGUCCCGGGUUGUGCUUGAUUGUACGGCCCAGAACAGUCAUCAUUAACUUCUGCGUUACGUAACACAUGAUUGACGUCUUUCUCCAGGAGAUUGGCGCCUGACCUCACCUGUUCUUUAACUGGACACUACAUUGUGAGGAUACUUUCCCAUGUCCCUGCGAGGCGCUGGACGUGUGGUAUCUGACAGUCACGUGGCAUUUCACAAAUUGUUUUCUCGUUGGAAAUUCUAACAAGUCAAGUUUCCAACUAUUUCUUCUCUUGGUUCUUGGAAAUGUUUGAAAGAAAGGAAGGAACAGCUGGGCACGAUGGCUUAUGCAUGCAAUUCCAGCAACUCGGGAGGCUGAAGAAGGGAGAUCACAAGUUCACAACCAAAAUAAGAUCCUGUCUCAAAAUAAAAAAAAUUUAAGUAGGUGCCUGGGGAUGUGGCUCAGUGGUAAAGUGCUUCUGGGUUCAUUCCUCAGUACCAAAAAAGAAGAAGAAGAAGAAAGGGAAGACACAAGUACACAUACCUUCCUGGUGGGAGUUGUCCUGCUGGGGCAGGGCAGGCAAGGGGCACACGAGGGCAGGCUGGUUCUCAACAGCCAGAUGGGAGGCCCAGGGCGAUGACCCUGGGAGUGGUACACCCACUGCUCUUUUCCUCUGAGCAAUGAAGAGCCUCUGUUUUUAAAAAAUGUUUUAAAUGAAUCCAAGUUCAGAGUAGCUCUUUCCACAGAAUUUUCAAGUAACCCCAGAAUUGGAAAUUGGACCCCCAUCCUGUAGGAGCUUCACCUCUGGGGAGUGGAGGUGGAAAGCAUUCGGGGUGAGGCUGAGAAGACUCCACUUGGUCCCUGAGCGCUGGCUGCCCCUGUCAGGGUCCUUCCCAGGCCACAGCACAGCUCUGGAAAGGCUCUGGUUGCUGCUGUGUUUAAACUCAAGCCCCCAGCACACUGACGCCCAGGUUCCCUCUGCACCUGAGGGAGCGCCCCGCCCAGCAACUCCACCUGCACGGAGCCCCCGUGCUGCUUGUCUUGUACUUGGAAAGCAGGGUGUGAUCUGCAGACGUUGAGCACAUUUGUGUUUCUUAGGUUCGAAAACCCAGUGGCCACUCGGUGCAGCUGUUGCUGAGGAUGUCCAUGUGCCUGCUUAUGCUUCAUGUGAGUCCGCAGCGUCUACAGCUCUGCCUCCUGGCUUUGGAAAUAGGUGUUUCCCGCUUUUCCUGUGAGUGCCAUGUACCUGAGUAUCCACUUCCUGAUCAUUCUCUUGCUCCUUUGAAACCACAGCUGCCUUUAGAAAUCCUCUUUCUUUGCUGCUUGUGUGUGUUUCUGUGAAAUAAAUUUCUCACCCCUUAGACUGAAAAUGGACUUCUGAGAAAGACAGUUCCCUUUGUAGUACCUAAAUUCUGAUUCAUCAAUAAAAUAUUUAUGUUCUUUUCACAAGCUUAAGCUGUGUUGGUGUGACCUGAAUUCCAUUUGAAAACCAGGGCACUGGAUGGUUUGUAGUCUUAAUAUUGUUUAUAAGUUAUUUCUGAGCUUAGUUUUCUGAUAGAAUCUAUAUGUAUCAAUUUUUAAUUGCAAAGAUCGUUUACUCAUAAUUUACAUUUUCUUAAAUUUGGAAGACAUUUCAACAUUCAGUAAAUUGGGAUGUUUAUGAAGAAAGAGAGGCUGUUGGGAGGCCUGUGUCCCUAUGGGAUAGGCCCAGGAAGAUGGAGGAGGUGCAGGCCCUGCACAGCUCCGUAUGUGGCGUGGCCUGGGGCUGCACAAGACUUCAUUUCCUGCAUUCAUAUUAUUGAAAAAAUGUCCUCUAGAAUCAGAAGUUAAUUUGUUGGGGACCCAAAGCUAGGCAGAAUGUUUCUGUAUCUAACAUUCCACGAACCACACUCUGCUGCUACAUACAUGUACAGUGUUAGCGUUUGGAUGUGAAGUGUCCCCAGAGAACUCAUGUGUGAGACGAUGCAGGAAGGUUUAGAGGAGAAAUUUCACCCUUAUAAUCAUAUAUCCUUAACCUAGUCAGUUAAUUGAUUCCUGAUGGGAUUAACUGAGUGGGGGCCUGAGGCAGGUGGCGUGUGGCCAGAGGAGGUUCACUGGGGGUGUGCUUGUGGGGUAUAUAUUUUGUAUCUGGUCAGUGGAGUCUCUCAGCUUCCUGAUCAUUCUUUGCCACACUCCUCACCCUGAUGUCCUGCCUCACCUUGAGCCCCGAGGAAUGCAGUCUGCUGUCUAUAAACAGACCUAUGAAACCAUGAGCCCCCAAAUCGACUCCUCCCACCCCUAAAAUUGUUCUGGUCAGAUCUUUUAGUCACAGCAGAGAAAAAGCUGACUAAAACAUGGUAUGUGUCUGUGCAAAUCAAUGUAAAUAGCUGGAUCUAAAACUUUGACUGAUGCUAUCAAAUUACACUCAAAAAUAGUGGUGUCCUUUCAUCCCGGUCUUCACUGAUCGGUCACACCAGGUAUGAGUAGCCAGCUCUCUGUGCCUGACUCUCUGGUGCAAUCUUCAGCCUGGUGUGGCCCCUGCACCAUGCACAGUGCAUCACCCAGAACUGGGUGUGGGCCCAGACCGAGUCAGGAAUUCAGGCUGGGCAUGGUGGUCACUGGCCACUCCACCACACAUGGGCUCCCACUCAUCCCUCUUGCCUGCAAGCCUGGCGUGGACUUCUUCCCAGAGAGGCUUCCGGAGGUGCAGGCCCAGCAUCUCCAACGCUGGAGAGGCAGGCAGCAGACCUGUCCCUCUCACAGCCUUGCCUCAAGUCCUGCAGCAUCUCGGUUUUGCCCUUUUCUUUUCACGCAGGUAUCUAAAAAGGCCUGUCCACAUUCAGGAGAUGAAGCCGAUACUCCUGCUAGGCAGGAGCAGGGUUCUGGAGGGUCUGCCAUGGCCAGCCCCCCCGCCAAAAGUUCCCCCUGACCUACAGCAGCACACUGAAUCUCAUGCCAUCCAGCUGUCACCCGCCCCCCCAGGAAGCUGUGGUCCUUCAGCCUUCUCAGGGUUUUAGCUCUCUGCUUUCUCAGCUGUUGACUUCACCUGUAGCCUUGCUGCUCUCCCUCGUGACCUUAGCUUCAAACACUUCCCUGCAGCAUCUAGAGUUGGUAGCCCUUCAGGCCUGACCGCCAGCCCACUGACCUGGCAAGUGCAGCUGUGUGUCAGCCUGCCUGUCCUCGCUGCUUAGCCUCUGCCUAGCAGGUGGUUUCUUGUGUCCUCUGCUUCUGUAUAGUCUUUAUGCUGUUGAGGCCAGGGCAAAGGACAGGUAGCUGAUUAUCAAAGAAAAGGAAAUGAGUAGAUACCACCUCCAUCUCCUGGUUACUAACAGCCUGCGAUGGGGGGGACACACUUUCCAACACAAGCAAUCACCCCUGACACUCUCCUCCUGCCCUUUUGGUCAGUUUUUAAAAGGAGAAGACUCUCUCCCCCUUCCUCUCUCCCUCUUUGCCUUAAUAAAAUUUACUUUUUGGUCUUGC